This is a messenger RNA of Betta splendens (Siamese fighting fish), 1495 nucleotides long. RefSeq names its product serine hydrolase-like protein. The transcript is spliced from 12 exons. The record is from RefSeq and is a predicted model, not a curated record. Bases 1 to 1368 code for a protein of 455 amino acids. Lineage: Eukaryota; Metazoa; Chordata; Actinopteri; Anabantiformes; Osphronemidae.
AUGGCCGGUCUGGCUCGGGUCCUCCAGGACCGCUGCCCCUGCUGGUUUUCCAACCCUUCCCUGGAAAAGCCGAGCGACACACCUGAGAGAGAGUUGGAAAACCAGCAGGGCGGUGGCCCCCGAUGGAACCAGUUUGAGACCACUGGAUCACAGCAACACCGCCAUGGUAAAGAGAUGUACGCGAUAACAGCACUACUUCAUCCCUAUGUUGCUUCAACUGUCUCUAACUUCAUCCUAACAAAUGUUGGGAGGCUUCAUGUGACACAGAGCAGUGCUCAUAAAGGGGCUCUGGCGAAUCAGCUGUGUCAGGUCUGUUGUGCUGGUGCAAAGUCAGGUGGACGGGUGAAGGUAAAGGAACAGCCAGCAACGUCUGGCCGUCUGUGUCUGUGUCCAUUUCUCAUCCUCAUCCCUACAGGUCCGGCCCCAAAACGGACGCUGACGGACGCACCGUGUCCAGUUUCAGAGCUCCGCGUUCCGGUGCCGUGGGGAGAGAUCCGGGGUCGGGUCUGGGGUCCGGAUCACGGUCGUCCGGUUCUGUGUCUGCACAGCUGGGCCGAUAACUGCGGCUCCUUCAACACCCUCAUCCCUCUGCUGCCCAGAGAGUGCAGAUACGUGGCGGUCGACAUCCCAGGUCACGGCCGCUCGUCGUAUCGGCCUCCGGGCGUGUUCUACACGUUCCCCGCAUACGUAGCGGACGUCUGCAUGCUCGUUGAUGGUCUGCGGUGGACAAGGUUCUCCAUCAUAGGCCACAGCAUGGGUGGGAACAUUGCUGCCCUGUUCAGUGCUUUGCAUCCUGAGAUGGUUGAGGCCGUCGUCCUGUUGGACGCUUACGGAUAUAUACCCAUGCAUCCGAAAGAAAUACCCCAGUACAUGAGGCAGGGGAUCAAAGAGAUGCUUCAGCAUGAAAAACAGACGGAACAAAAGCAAAAGGUUUACUCAUAUGAGAAGGCAGUUGAGAGGAUGCUGGCUGCAAACCCAAAUAUGUCUCUCCAGUCUGUUGAGAACCUUCUGGAUCGAGGUCUAGUUCAAGUCGAAGGAGGAUUUGUUUUCUCCAGAGACUUCAAACUUAAUUUUAAGAACAUAUUUCGCACCAACUUUACGCUGUGUCUGGAGAUUCAGUCCAGGAUUCAAGCUCCUGUUCUACUUAUACUAGCAGACCAAGGUUUUGUUCUGACAUAUUCAAAAUCAAAUCAGCAAAAACUGAUCUCUCCAGUUGUUAAAGGGUGGCGUGACAGAAAUCACACAGUUGUGACCGUACCAGGCGAUCACCACAUUCAUCUCAAUCGUCCUGAAGUCGUCGCUCCACAUGUUUCCGACUUCCUGCUGAACAGUGUGUUGACAGAGCAGGUGCCAAACGCAGGGCUGUGAAGUCUCCCGUUCUCACUAUAAUGCUCUGUGACUUGAAUAAUUCAUGAGCAAACUUUCAGUUUUUCCACCACUGACACUGUAUUAUGCAAUUAUUGCAAUGUGAAGUCAAUAAAGCAAGGCAAAAGCA